CGGCGCUGGAUGGUCGCAGCUGCUUCCAGUCACUUGAUCGGUAGUGGCUGACCAUGCACACUGCAGGGAGCUGUGCACUUCACGUGAAGACUGUGGUGUGAAUUGACGAGUGUGGCUUCCCGUGGCUAAUAAUGUGGCAGCCCUUGGCAGCUGUCGUAUACCCUGUUAAGGUAGUGUAGCAAAUGGGCGCAAGACCGAGGCCUGAACAUCAGACCAAAAUGCGAACUGGCUCUUCAACACGUUCGGCAUCGCAUUCCACGAAGGCUCGUGCAAACAGGUCGUGUCGUCAACCAUAUCUGUUGGUGUCUGCUGUCUGUAUCGUUUCACUUCGCUUGGAUAAAGCUUCGGAUGGGUGUAUGGGACGGAUUAUCGUGCCGGCAUUUCCAAUGGAUUGCAACACCGAGCCACGCGCGGGUGCACUGGUGCUCCUGGUCAUCCUCGAUAGGGAUCAAACCACGAUUACCGAGGCCAUAGCGUGUGAUGAGUGUGGGCCUCGGUUGGCAGGAUGUCAAGCUACUUGUGUAGCGAAAUCGUCGCAACGUUCACAAUAUGGAAGUGCUUCGGCGGUAUUUUCCAAGGAUUUACAGCGGAGCGCAUACCCAUCGAAUUGAGGAAGUGAUUACUGACCGAGACCUUUCGUUCGAAUAAUUGGCCUGGUUUUCAUCGAUUUCUCUUC
Molecule: messenger RNA, 676 nt
Organism: Paraphaeosphaeria sporulosa
Lineage: Eukaryota; Fungi; Ascomycota; Dothideomycetes; Pleosporales; Didymosphaeriaceae
Exons: 2
Coding region: 219-611 (130 amino acids)
Source: RefSeq, a predicted model, not a curated record